Mauremys mutica (yellowpond turtle) is the source of this 3394-nucleotide messenger RNA. RefSeq lists its product as uncharacterized. NCBI's taxonomy places the organism in Eukaryota, Metazoa, Chordata, Testudines, Geoemydidae. The record is from RefSeq and is a predicted model, not a curated record. The coding region runs from base 1398 to 2693 and encodes 431 amino acids. The transcript has 2 exons.
UUUAAACAUGGCGGACACAGCAGCCCGUACCACUGCAACUGCUGUGGUUAUGCGCAGAUCCUCAUGGCUCUCUGCGUCAGGCAUUCCUAAAGAACUCCAGACCAAAGUGGAGGAUCUCCCCUUUGAUAAGGACAAACUCUUUUCCAAAAAAACUGAUGAACUCCUCCACACCAUGAAAGAUUCGAGAGCAACACUGCGCUCCCUGGGCAUUCACCCAUCUCUUCCCAGGAGACAACGAUACCAACCCUACCAAAGACCAUGCACACAUCAGUACUAUCGCCCUCAACCCAGACAAUAUGACACAACUAGGAAUCGUAUUAGACCCCCCAAACGCAGACAAAAUCAAAAUCAAGCCACCACCUUCCGUCCACCGGGCAAUAAACAACAGUUUUGAAACGUUGGUCGAGCGUUUGCACGACCACCCUCUGAUUCCACCGCUUACUUGCCCAUUUGGCCACCGCCUCCAGAAUUUCCAACAUGCCUGGCAGCGGAUUACACAGGGCUUCUGGGUCCUCAAAAUAGUUCAGACCGGUUACUCCAUCCCUUUUAUAUCCUACCCUCCUACCCUUCCCCCUUCCCCGUCCCUCUUCAGGGACCCUUCUCACGAGCAAUUACUUCGCACAGAAGUGGCACAUCUUCUGCAACUAGGCGCAGUGGAACCUGUGCCAACGCAACACCAAGGGACAGGUUUCUACUCCCAUUACUUUCUAACGCAGAAAAAGACCGGGGGAUGGAGGCCUAUACUAGACCUACCCCGACUGAACAAAUUCAUGAGGACACAAAGAUUCAAGAUGGUCACACUGGGCACAAUAAUACCUGCAUUGGAUCAAGGUUCACAGCCCUCGACCUACAAGAUGCUUACUUCCAUAUAUCAAUUCAUCCAGCUCACAGACGCUUCCUACAAUUCACAAUUGGUCAGGAUCAUUUUCAAUACAGAGUUCUUCCUUUCGGACUCUCCACAGCUCCAAGAGUUUUUUCCAAGACCCUAGCCGUGGUUGUGGCUCACAUCCGCAAACAGGUGGUCACACUGUUCCCCUACCUGGAUGAUUGCCUCAUCAAGGGCGACUCCUAUGGCGAGACACUUCAAGCCACGCGUUUCGCCAUCUCCCUCUUUCACAGCCUAGGCCUCCAAAUAAACAUCCAAAAAUCCACCCUGACACCUACGCAACAGAUCGAGUUCAUCGGAGCUCAUCUCGACUCAACCCAGAGCAGGGCCUCGCUCCCAUACAACAGAUUCCUCGCUAUCACGCAGCUCAUACGCACGCUAUCACGCAGCUCAUACGCACGCUCAUACGCACGCUCAUUCGUCCCAGGACGCAAGCAAGAAUCUGCCUACAGCUCCUUGGUCACAUGGCAGCCACCGCCUUUGUGGUUCAACAUGCCAGGCUACAUAUGAGAUGCCUCCAGGGCUGGCUCAACUCCAGUUUCAAACCCAGCAGACAUCCCUUAGGGAUGCUGUUAACUCCUCCUCCCAAUGUUAUAACUUCCCUACAAUGGUGGACAAGUCCAGAAAACCUCUGCACAGGGGUUUCCUUCCAGCAACGAUCCCCAACGCUCAUGCUCACCACAGACGCUUCCCUGAUCGGUUGGGGAGCGCAUCUAGGGGAACACCGGACACAAGGCCGGUGGUCCGCAUCAGAGACGCAUCUACACAUAAAUCUCUUAGAGCUCAGAGCAGUGAGGAGAGCAUGCCUUCACUUUCUUCCCCUCAUAAAGAACAAGUACCUGCAGGUCUUAACAGACAACAUAGCAUGUAUGUAUUACAUAAACAGACAAGGGGGAGCCUGAUCACAUUCCCUUUGCAUGGAAGCCAUUCGACUAUGGAAUUGGUGCAUAUGACAUCGAAUACAGAUCAUUGCUUCCUACCUACCAGGCUGCCACAACACUACUGCCGCCGCACUCAGCAGGCACUUCUCGACAGAACACGAAUGGGACUGCACCCCGCAAUACUCCAACAGCUUUUCUCCCACUGGGGCACCCUGUCAAUAGAUGUCUUCGCCACGACCCAAAACCAAAAAUGCCCCGUUUUGCUCCAGGGCAGGACUCGGGACUGCAUCCCUAGGGGAUGCAUUCCUCAUCCCAUGGAACAACUACCUCCUGUACACCUUCCCACCUAUCCCUCUGCUACACAGGGUUCUUCGGAAGAUCGCGGACGACAAGGCCCAGGUCAUCCUUAUUGCCCCGGCUUGGCCAAGACAGAUGUGGUAUCCCUACCUUCUCCUCAUGUCCUCCCGUCACCCAUGGGCUCUCCCCAACAGGCCAGACCUCCUUUACCAGGACAACGGACGAGUUCUUCACCCCCAGCUCCAAAAGCUCCACCUCACAGCCUGGUUCCUUCAUGGUUCCAAACCCAUGAACUAGCCUGUUCCGAGCAAGUCCAAUAUGUCCUCCUGCACAGUAGGAAAGACUCCACUCGUAAAACCUACUUGCAGAAGUGGAAGCGUUUCGCUCUUUGGUGCUCACAUAAACAUUUAGCACCCAAUAACGUGACCUUCCCUAACAUUCUAGAUUACCUCCUGAAACUAAAACAGGACGGACUUCCGCUCAGCUCCAUCAAAGUGCACCUGGCGGCGCUUACCACCUUCCAUGACUUAUUGGAUGGGUACUCACUCUUUACACACCCCACCAUUAAACGCUUUCUCACCGGCCUGCAAAAUCUCUACCCUGAAAUUCACCCAACAGUGGCUACAUAGAAUCUUAACCUCGUUCUUCAUGCUCUCAUGAAACCUCCAUUUGAGCCCUUGGCUACCUCCUCUCAUCUCCAUAUGUCCAUGAAGGUGGCUUUCCUAGUUGCCAUAACAUCAGCAAGGAGAGUUGGUGAAAUGAGUGCUCUGAUGGCCCACCUUCCCUACACAAACUUCUCCAAAGAUAAAGUCACUUUGAGACCACAUCCUAAAUUUCUUCCUAAGGUGGUGUCGACCUUCCACCUAAACCAACCUCUAUAUUUACCUACUUUCUAUCCCAAACCUCACAAAACUCCACAAGACGCAACCCUGCAUAUUCUCAAAGUCAGGCGAGCAAUUGCCUUUUGUUUAGACAGGACCAAACCAUUUCGCAAGUCUCCACAACUCUUUGUUUCUAUUGCCGAAAGAUCGAAAGGCACGGCUAUCUCUAAACAACGUCUAUCCAAGUGGAUCUCUGACUGCAUCAGAUCCUGUUACAGUGCGAAGAAUCUUCAACCACCCGACGACAUGAGAACUCAUUCCACUAGAGCCAUGUCGGCAUCCAUUGCCUUCCUACAUAACGUUCCCAUUCCUGAUAUCUGCAAAGCGGCUACAUGGUCAUCUGAACACACGUUUGCAAAACACUAUGCUCUCACGCAAAACACCACGGCAGACACAAUAGUAGGCAAUACAGUACUAUCUUCAAUACUCCCUGCCGCAUCUCCAAAGUC